AUGAACAACAUUGUUAUGUUUGCAGUUGAACUUAUUUAUUGUUAUGUUGAAUGCUUGGCUCUGCAUGGAAAAGAUUCGGGAGUUCACAGUGUAGCACCUGCUAAGGGUCUUUGUUAUCUGCAUCAAGAUUGUUUUCCACUUAUGGUUCAUUGCGGCGUGAAAUCAAACAAUAUCUUACUUGAUACAAGUUUUGAAGCCCAUGUUGCUGAUUUUGGACUUGCUAAGUUCUUGCAUGAUUCUGGAACUUCUAAAUACAUGUAUGUUAUUGCAAGUUCUUAUGUAUACAUAGCUCCAGAGUAUGCAUACACACUGAAAGUCGACGAGAAAAGUGGCAUAUACUGCUUCAGUGUGCUAUUAUUAGAGCUUGUAACUAGAAGAAAACCAGUUGGAGAAUUUGGCAAUGGAGUCAACAUUAUCUGCAUUGACUAUUCCGGUCUUAAUCUCUACUUCAAAACGGGCAGUUAA
Molecule: messenger RNA, 465 nt
Organism: Lathyrus oleraceus (garden pea)
Lineage: Eukaryota; Viridiplantae; Streptophyta; Magnoliopsida; Fabales; Fabaceae
Product: leucine-rich repeat receptor-like serine/threonine-protein kinase BAM1
Exons: 1
Coding region: 1-465 (154 amino acids)
Biological process (GO): protein phosphorylation
Molecular function (GO): protein kinase activity; ATP binding
Source: RefSeq, a predicted model, not a curated record